AAAUUAAUUCUUUGACUUUAUCGGCUGCAGUGCCUGAUGGAGAAGUGAUUCUCAGACUCUGGGUCGCAACCCCGCUGGCAAACCUUUAUCUCCAAAAAUAUUUUCAUUGCGAUUUAUAAAUAGUACCAAAAUUGCAGUUAUGAAAUAGCAACGAAAAUUAUUUUAUGGUUGGGGAUCACUACAACACGAGAAAUGGACUAGAGGAUCGCAUCCUUAGGAGGGCUGAGACCUAUUAUAGAGCGCGCAUUAAGAGCCACUCGGCUGCCUUCUCCACCACUGUGCGCUCCUUGGGGGGUCUACGUGGCUAAGUUCUCGGAUGGGGGAAAUGAGUAGAGGCACAGCUCCGGUGCUCAAGGAACUCACCACCGCAAAGGGCAGGAAAUAAGCAGUAAUAGAGCUGAUUAAUUACAAGGGAGGGGGGCUUCAGUGUGGGUGUGUUCCUCAGAGCGACAGGCGAGGACAAACAAGAAAGCCCAGUGAGAUACAGACAUGGUCUGGCCCGGCUCCUGACCUCUGUCUGAAUCCCUCUGUCUUGGUCUCUGAGGUUAUCUCUUUAUCUUUAUUUUGUUAUUUUACUCAUUUAUUUUUAAGCAGAGAAAAUGUAGAUUUUUUUUAAAGAUUUAUUUAUUAUGUAUACAGUAUUCUCAGUAUUCUGUCUACAGGCCAGAAGAGGGCACCAGAUCUCAUUACAGAUGGUUGUAAGCCACCACGUGGUUGCUGGGAAUUGAACUCAGGACCUUUGAAGAGCAGGCAGUGCUCUUAACCACUGAGGCAUCUCUCCAGCCCCCAAAAUGUAGAUUUUUUUUAAAGGAAAAAUGAGGAAAGAACUUCCAAGAGUAGAAGAGGUCUCCAAAGCAAAAAAAUGCUGUUUUUCCCCUUUGUGUUUAUUAGAUGUUAUUAUUAUGUGCCUGUAUGUAUGUGUGAGAGAGUGUGUGUCACAGCACACAUGUUGUAAGAAGACAGUCCUGUGGGGUUGCUUCCUCUUUGCCCCUUUCUGUGGGUUCCAGGACCAAAUUCCUGUGUCAGGAUUCACAGUGAGCACUUCACUCGGAGCCAUCUCACCAAACCCAUUUUAUUCUUUUUUUAAAAAAUUAUUUAUUAUGUAUACAAUAUUCUGUCUGUGUGUAUGCCUGCAGGCCCGAAGAGGGCACCAGAUCUCAUUGCAGAUGGUUGUGAGCCACCAUGUGGUUGCUGGGAAUUGAACACAGGACCUUGGGAAGAGCAAGCAAUGCUCUUAAUCUCUGAGCCAUCUCUCCAGCCCCACUUUAUUCUUUUUUUGUGUUGCUUUUUGUUUGUUUGUUUGUUUGCUUUGCUUUGCUUUUUCAAGACAGAGUUUCUCUGUAGCUUUGGAGCCUGUCCUGGAACUCAGUAGAUUAGGCUGGGCUCGAACUCACAGAGAUCCUGCCUCUGCCUCCCGAUUACAGCUGUUUGCCAGCACUUUAUUCUUUGAGAGAAGUUCUUAUGCAUUCCAGGCUGACCUCCAACUGACUGCGUAGCUAAGGAUGACCUUAAACUUCUGCUCCUCUUCCCUUACCUGAGUGCUGAGAUUACAGGCCUGUGGGACCAUGCCGGAGAUCAAACCCAAGGCUUCAUGCACAAACGGGGGUGAGCGUUCUACCAGUUGCUUCCCAUCUCCAGCCCACCAACCCCCUUUUUAACUGAACAACAGAUCAGACAGGCUGCUUUUACUUAAAGUGUAUGGCGGCCCUUGCCCUAGGCGGUGCAGUCCCUGUGUGGCUGAGCGAGGAGGACCUGAGCUGCAUUAUCUGCCGAGAGUUGCUGGACUGGCCCACCACGCUGCCCUGCGGCCACAGCUUCUGCUACCAGUGCCUCGAUGACUUGUGGGUCAAGCAGCGCGCCGGCGUGGGUGGCCGCCCCUGGGCCUGCCCUACCUGCCGGGAGGCCCCGGAGGCGAAGCCCACGCUGCGCAAGAACCCGCUGCUGCAGGACCUGGCGGACAAGUACCGCCACGCGGCGCUCGAGCUCGAGCCUGGCCCCGAAACCGCGCCCGCGCCCGUUCCGCCGCGUCGCCCCGCGCCGCCUCCGGUGACAGUGCAGAAAAGCACCACGGAAGAAGUCAUCCAGAAGCUGACAGAACUGGUGCGACAGCUCGUGGAUGUUGUCAGGAGCCUUCCAACGCAGAGUCCUCUGUCAGGAUCUGGACCGGACAAUGAACGAGGCUUCCUGGGCAUGGCUUCUUCCUCUGAGCAGGAACAUUCCUUGAGUUCUCCAAAGGCAGUAGCGUCCAGUGCAUCCGAGAGGAAAAUUCGAGAGAUUCUUCAUAACUUACAAGAGAUUCAAGAAAAACUGCAAGGCGGAGUCACAUGGAAAGAAGCUCCUGGAGAACAAGUUCUGGAAAUGCCAUCUUCUUCCUUAUGUCUGCCGCCUGCCCAAAGAUGUCCUGUACCCAGGAGAGCUUCUCAGUUUGCCCUACGGGCCAUCAGUCCAACCUUUGACCUGAGGAGCCUCUCCUGUAACCUGGAGGUUUCCAACAGUUGCCGGACAGUGACUGUGUCGCGUUGUCCACAGCCCUAUUCUUGGGGUCCGGAGAGAUUUUUAAUUAGCCAAGUCUUAUGUUCCCAGGCCCUCUCUUCUGGCCAGAACUACUGGGAAGUGGACACUAGGAACUGCAACCACUGGGCUGUUGGGGUGGCUUCGUGGGGCAUGAAGCGGGACCAGAUGCUGGGAAGGACUAUGGACUCUUGGUGCAUAGAGUGGAAAGGGCCUGGCCAGUUCUCUGCUUGGGCUAUGGUGAAGAAAACCGACCUUCACUUGGGCCGCCCUGAGGUUGUGGGUGUGUGGCUGGACCUUGAGCUGGGGAAGCUGGCCUUCUACUCAGUCUCUGCUCAGGAGAGGCUUCUGUAUGAGUGUGAGGUCUCUGCCUCCUCCCCUCUGCAUCCUGCCUUCUGGCUGUAUGGGUUAAGUCCUGGGAACUACCUGGAAAUAAAGCAGGUAAACUCAUGAAGCUUCCCCAGGGCUUAGAACACGGGCUUCCCAGUCUCUCUGUUUAGAGGCAACUAGAGCUAGGAAACUGGAUAUGGAAGUACAUGUCUGUAACUCUAGCACAUGGGAAGCAGAGGCCAGAGGAUCACAGCAAGUUUGAGGCUAACCUGGUCAGCAAAAUCAAAGCUAGCUUGGACUACAUGGUAUGGCUCCACCCACUUUUGAAGUUAUUCAUUUUUGUGUGGGAUAAGAUUAAUUAAACGGGUUUGUGCUCUUUGAACCUUGGGCAUUUAAGAGAAAGAGCUGGCCUGGCCUGUCUCCUGAAGGUGACCUCUAAGGCCUUAGACUAGCUUGACUAAUAAGCGGGACUUUGGACGAUUCUGUCACUUAGGACUCAUCUGGGUCUGACUGUUGGUUCAGUCACCCUGUGGUCAACGAGUCGUGCUUACAGGACUGACCCACCCCUAAUUAAAAGCCCAGCCCCACAGCAUAGCUGGGUAAACACCACUAGCUAGCCUACCACUAGAUAAGUCCCCGAGUACCACUGUUGGGAGGACAGAGCACUGUCCAGUGACUUGUGAGAGGGAGGCUUCCUGGACCCUACCUUGUGUGCCUUAGCUAUUGUUCCAGUUGUUCUGUGGCCUUUCAGUGUAGUAAACCGAAAUCAUGAAUAUCACAGCUGUGCUGAGUACCGUUUGUUUUCAGAGUGAUACUGGAAGCAGACCAUUAAGGACACACACAAAAAAAGUACUAUAUGUUACUUAGCAAUUGCUGUGUAAUAAUAGUUCCAUGAAUAGUGCUUUAAAAUAACAUACAGGCUGCGGUGUAGCUUAGUGGUAGAGCCUUUACUCUGCACACACAAAGCCCUAAGUUCUGUUCUCAGCCUUUCUUGUUACCAGAACCAGGACUUGAUGGUGGAUUUGAACUUAAUGAUGGCUGUUACCCAGUGCAGUCACCUUGAAAUUUUUUUAAUAUUUGUUUUGUUUUUUGUUUUUGGGGUUUUUGUUUGUUUAUUUGAGACAGGGUCUCUAUAUGUAGCCCUGACUGUUCUGGAACUCACUCUGUAGACCAGGCUGGCCUCAGAACUCUAAGAGAUCCACCUGUCUCUGCCUCUUGAGCACUGGGAUUAAAGGUGUGCGGCACCACCACCUGGCUUCUUCAAUAUUUAUUAUCAGGUUCUCUUGAAAUCUCCAUAGUAACUCAACCAUAAAUGAAAAAUAUUUAGAAAACAGCCAGGCAUGAUGGAGCAGACUUUAAUCCCAGCAGGUAGAGGCAGGCAGGUCUCUGUGAGUUUGAGGCCAGCCUGGUCUACAGAGCGAGUUCUAGGACAGCCAGGACUGCCACACAGAGAAACUUUGUCUCAAAAAACAAUGACAAAAAACCUUUAGAAUAAAUCAUUCCUGUACUGACCAUCUGUGGACUUCUUGUUCUACAGAGUGAGAUACAGGAUAGUCAGGGCUACACAGAAAAUUCUGUCUAGAAAAAAAAGACAAAACAAAAAGUCUCUCCCUACAUAGCUAACUAACGAUUGUGCUGAGUGAUUUACCUUCAAGCCAAACCUAGCAGAGACUUUGUCCUCUAGGGACUGACCCUUGGUACCUAAAAGCACCAUUUUCAUCUUAAGGGAAAUAAGCGUUUAUUCUGGAGUCAUUUUGAAUGAUCAUAGCCUGGGAACAGAGAUUUAGGUUACCCUGAAUACUACAUGUUCCAAUGUGGAAGCAGUUUCAUGAAAGAGAAAGUCCUAAAUCAAGGUAAGUUUAAAAUACAUUGGUGGGAACACAGACGACACAGGUGUAAAGAGAUGAGGGAAGAUAUUCUAUGGGUCAGGAUGCUGUCUGAUGGCACUCUUAGCUUUUGGAUUGGUAGAAGCUAGUUGCCUGUAAACCGAUAGAUUCUAAAAGGCUUUUAUCUAUUAUCACAAGGUGUUAGUUCCCAUGGGGCGGGGUGAAAGGGCAAGGAAUGGCUGUUCUGGGAGCCAGAAGAUAAGUAGCCUCUGGACCUGCAAAAUUCCUAUCUCUCCACAGUACCGAAAUUCUAAUCAGCCAAUUGGUCUUGGCAGACACAGAUUGCUUUAAGGGGCUUUGCUUCUCAGGGCAUGUAGAGGACGUGGAUGCUUGAACACUGAAUCAAGAUCGUCUUUGCUGAAAGCUUAGAGAAUAUUUACCAGACACCAAAGCAUUGAACUUUUUUGCUCCAUGAAAACAGGCAUGGUAAGGAAAAGCAAUAAGCCUUCUUACAGAACAGCAGUGAAGAAGUGGGGCCCAUUGACUCCUGGUGGCACAGGACUACAAUCCUGGCUACUUGAGAGGCUGAGGCAGGAGGAUUGCACCUGUUUAGGUUACAUUGUGAGUUCAGGGCCAGCCUGGGCAAUGUGGUGAAGCUCUGCUUCCUAAAUAGGAAAGUGACAAAGGAGGUAGGGCUCUAACUCAGUGGUAGAACAUUUUGAACGUAGAAAGCUCUGUGUCCAGCCCCAGCACUGAGAAGGGGAGAGAAAAAGUGAAGGCAAAGCAGAUACUUCUUUGGGUUUAGUUUGAGAGCCCACGAUAGAUGGUUCUGAAGGGUGGGACUGAAGCCAACCCAGGUUUUAUCUGGCCUCUUGCACAGGCCAGUGAGGAAGCUGAGAAUCCUAGAUGAAGCCCUUGUCCCGCCCAAUGUCAGUCAUCUUCCUGGCACACUCUUACCCAGCUGGCCUUCCUGCUAGCCUGGGGUGCUGCACCCUCCUGGGACUCAAGAGGUUGUGUUGCAAGUUCUCCCUUUGAUAAGGUACAAAAGAUAGAUCCUCUUAUCUCUAGGCAGAGGGAGGCACUUUGCUCUGACUACUCAAUGGUCUCUCCAGGGCAGCAGCAUAAAGGUUGCCUUGUGAAAGAAAAGCGCCCCGUUAGCGCACUGGAGUAAAAUUCCAUUGCUGCCUCCUGGCUGCCAGCGUGUCCUCUUGGCUUCACCCAAUCCUUUCAACACCUCUAAUAAAUCUGUGAUGUCCUCACAGUAGGUUUCUCUGCCGGGGAUGACUUCUAUCUUGUGUUUUGUUGGUGUGUGGUUUUUCUUAUCUUUUCGUUCUUUUUUUUUGGGGGGGGGGGUUUCAAGACAGGGUUUCUCUGUGGCUUUGGAGCUUGUCCUGGAACUAGCUCUGUAGACCAGGCUGGUCUUGAACUCACAGAGAUCGGCCUGCCUCUGCCUCCCGAGUGCUGGGAUUAAAGGCAUGCACCACCAUCGCCCGGCUGGUGUGUGGUUUUUCUUCUUUUGGUUUUCCAAGAUGGGGUCCUCUGCUGUGUAUUUUUAUCAUGGGGCUUGAUCCUCAGACUGCGAGGUAGACAGAAGUUACGACCCUCAACUGGGUGCGGUGGCCCAUGGCCCUGGAAGGUGAGGGAAGAGGCAGGCAGAACUCAGAGUUCAAGGCCGACCUAGUCUAUAUAUUGAGUUCCAGGACUGCCAGGACUACAGAGACCCUAUCUUAAAAAACAAAACAAAAACGUUUCUUCACUCAGAAUGUAUUUUAUAUUCAGUGUUUACAUGUCAUUUACCAUGUACCAGGCAGUAUUAGGGAUUUCUCGUUAUUUGGGAUAAUUAGUUUUCACAGCAGUCUCAGGUAGUGUGUCCUAUUGUUACUUCUGUUUGGCAUGGGAGGCUAAAUAAUUUGAGUAAUGAUGCCCAGCAAGUACUUGGCGGAGUUGAUGCUCAGAACCAAGCAGGGCGACUCCGAAUUCCCUGCACUUAACCAUGAGCCAUACUGUCUUUAGGAGAAAGUCUGAGUGACCUCUGCUGGGCAUGUUAACAUCAUGAGAAGGACAUAAGGCUCAAGGCAAGCCAUGGGGGUUCAAGGAUGGGGAUGGGGGAUGGAGGAAAUCUUCAGGUGAUGAAAACCCCAAUGUGUCAGUUUCCCUUCUCCCCCCUUUAACAAAGUGCUGGUCUUGGUUUGUACUCGU
Molecule: messenger RNA, 6866 nt
Organism: Alexandromys fortis (reed vole)
Lineage: Eukaryota; Metazoa; Chordata; Mammalia; Rodentia; Cricetidae
Gene: Rnf135
Product: ring finger protein 135
Exons: 6
Coding region: 1699-2964 (421 amino acids)
Biological process (GO): regulation of innate immune response
Cellular component (GO): cytoplasm
Molecular function (GO): ubiquitin-protein transferase activity; ribonucleoprotein complex binding; protein binding
Source: RefSeq, a predicted model, not a curated record